GUCUUUGCAGCCGCCGUCGCGGGUGUGAUCAGCCGCACCUGCUGCGCGCCGCUCGAGAUGGUAUCGACGGUGAUGAUGUGCCGCGGCGACGAGUGCGGGUCGAUGGGCGAGGAGCUCGCCGACGCGUGGAGGCGCGACGGCAUGUCUGGGCUCUUCAAGGGGAACGGAGCCAACUGCCUGAAGGUUGCUCCGUCGCGCGGCACGCAGUUCCUCGUGUACGAGUUCGUCAAGCGCCAGAUGGUCGCCGGUGCCGCCGCCGGAGCCGUGCUCUCGGCAGGGAAUCGGCUGGUCGCUGGUGGCAUCGCUGGGAUGGUGGCGGCGCUGCUGGUGUACCCGCUCGAGGUGAUCAAGACGAUGCUCACCAUCUACCCCGAGGAGUGCAAGGCCACCCCCGGCGGCGCCAUCGGCUGCGUCAUCAAGGCUGGCGGCGUGCGCGGCCUCUACGCCGGCGUGGUGCCGACGCUGAUCGCCAUGUUUCCGUAUGUGGGCGUCGAGUUCAUGGUGUACGAGACGCUCAAGCGGCGGUGGGAGCUGUGGGCGGGCGCGCCCGCGGGCACCCUCACCAUUAUCCUCCUCGGCGCCGUCGGCGGCGCCUGCGCCCAGGCGUCGGCUCACCCGCUCGACGUCAUUCGGCGGCGGCUGCAGCUGGGCAACAUGGCGAGGGUGAGCGCCGACGGCACCCAGAAGCCAAAGCCGCCCUACUCAAACAUGGUCUCUGGAUUGUACACCGUCGGAAAGACCGAGGGGCUGCACGUCCUCUUCCGCGGCCUCGGCCCCGCCUGCUUCGAGAAGGUGCCCUCCACCGCCAUCGGGUACUACAUCUACGAGCUGAUGAAAAGGCUGCUG
Messenger RNA from Emiliania huxleyi CCMP1516, 846 nucleotides. Its product is annotated as mitochondrial solute carrier protein. Lineage: Eukaryota; Haptophyta; Isochrysidales; Noelaerhabdaceae. The transcript has 2 exons. The record is from RefSeq and is a predicted model, not a curated record. Gene Ontology annotation, biological process: transmembrane transport. The annotation marks the transcript as partial.